This is a messenger RNA of Trichoderma harzianum CBS 226.95, 240 nucleotides long. RefSeq lists its product as hypothetical. The transcript has 2 exons. Lineage: Eukaryota; Fungi; Ascomycota; Sordariomycetes; Hypocreales; Hypocreaceae. The annotation marks the transcript as partial. The record is from RefSeq and is a predicted model, not a curated record.
UUGCCAAAUGUUUCAGCAUGGCUUCAUCUUAACAGACCGCGUUGCUGUAUCCUCACGGCAUAUCGACAUUUCAUGCCGGCACGGGGGCCCAUCUCUUGGGAGGGGGAAAAGGGCUCAAUGCUUCGGUUGUUCGCUGCCUAUGGCCGACCCGCUACCAGGACCAUGAGCCAAUUGGGCAUUCCGCAACCCAAGCCCAUGGAGCUUCUGGAAGGUCUCAUGGCCCACAAAUCCAGCUUCCAU